Didymosphaeria variabile is the source of this 732-nucleotide messenger RNA. RefSeq lists its product as uncharacterized. The record is from RefSeq and is a predicted model, not a curated record. The transcript has a single exon. The coding region runs from base 1 to 732 and encodes 243 amino acids. Lineage: Eukaryota; Fungi; Ascomycota; Dothideomycetes; Pleosporales; Didymosphaeriaceae.
AUGGGAAAACUCAACACGGCCGUCAAACUCGGCCAGACCGCCGUCCAGGUCGGCCGUAACGCGCAAGACCUCCACGCCACCACCACCGAACUCCGCGCCAUGGACAAGCGCGAGCUCGGCCGCGCCGCGGGACACACCGCCUACACAGAAGGCGCUGCGACGGGCAAGGACCUCGGGAAGACAUGGCUCAAGACGUUCGAGGUCGUGCCGCGCAUGGUCUGCCGCGGUCUGCAGUUCCUCUUCGCCCUGAUCGCCUGCGGUUUCUACAGCUAUGCAAACCACAAAGACAGCGAAGGAAUCGCGCCGGAAUGGCUAUUUGCCCUUACCAUCUGCGGGCUGUCGGCCACCACGGCGGUGCUGUUCGCCCUGGCGACGCCCUUGGGCGCAAUCCCCUGCAUCGGCAGUAGGAUCAAGCUGUGCAGAACGUACCGCGCAUUCGCCUGGGAUCUAGUCCUCUUUGUGUGCUGGCUUGUUACCUUCGCACUCUUCGCGGGCAUCUUCCUGCACCGGGACAACGAUGAGGUGUACAAAGGCGCGAACCCGGCACCCAUGAAGAUUGCAGUAUGGAUCGACUUUGCUAAUGUUUUGCUGUGGUUGGCGUCCGGGGUAUACGGGGCGCUGAAGACGUUUCUGGGCGACAAGGCGGAUCAGAUAACGGGGAAGCUGGGUACCAAAAUGUUUGGGAGGAAGGAGGAGCCAGCGAAGGCGGCUGGAUAUGCGGAGAGCGUUUAG